AUGCCUGGCCAGACGCUUGCGGGCAAGGUUGCCAUCGUGACGGGCUCCAACGCAGGAAUAGGCGUUGCCAUCGCCCAGGAGCUGUCGUCCCGAGGCGCAAGCGUGGUCAUCAAUUACCCCUUCCCCGCCCUCGCCGAGGAGACCCAGGGGGUGGCCUCGGGCCUGCCCACAGCGUCGACCUCAAUAGCCGUCGAGGCAGACCUGUCGACAGAGGACGGCCCCCAGAGGCUCAUAGACGCCGCCGUGGCGAGGUACAAGACCAUCCACAUCCUCCUGGUCGGCCUGAACGCAAGGGCCGUCUUCCUCCUCGUCCAGGGCAUCCUGCCGCACCUGCCUGCCCCGUCGCCGUCGACCCAGGACCGGCCCCAGACCGACGGCGGCCGCAUCGUCAACAUCGUAUCCAUCUCGUCCCGCGCGGCGCCCCCGCCGCAGACCAUCUACGGCGGCACCAAGGGCAUGGUCGACAGCAUGACCAAGGUCUGGGCCAAGGAGCUCCCGCCCCGGUACGGCUGCACCGUGAACGCCGUGUCGCCCGGCCCCACCAUGACGCCCGGGUUCGCCGCCGCCGGCGACGAGUUCAUGAAGGAGAUGGCCCCCGUCAUGGCCCAGACCCCUGUGGGCCACCGCAUGGCACUGCCCGAGGAGAUCGCCUUCGGAGUUGGCUUCUUGUGCGAGCCACGGGCGAGCUGGAUCAACGGGUUGCACUUGAAUGCGAGUGGUGGGUUGUAUAUCGAAUGA
This is a messenger RNA of Diaporthe citri, 738 nucleotides long. RefSeq lists its product as uncharacterized. Lineage: Eukaryota; Fungi; Ascomycota; Sordariomycetes; Diaporthales; Diaporthaceae. The record is from RefSeq and is a predicted model, not a curated record. The transcript has 2 exons. Bases 1 to 738 code for a protein of 245 amino acids.